CACUUACAUACUUCCUUCCUUCCUUCCUUCCUUCCUUCCUCCCUCACUUACAUACUUCCCUCCUUCCUUCCUUCCUCCCUCACUUACAUACUUCCUUCCUUCCUUCCACAUAAAGGCACGUGUAAUAGUAAAAUUUCGAUUGAGGUAAAAGGAUCGUCCAUAUUUUAAACCAGUCUGUUUAUAAAAAAAUAAAAUAAAAAAAAAGUUAGUUGGUGUACUGUGAACAUGACAGUUGUGUUUCUUAAUCCAACAGCUCUUAACAGUGUUGAUGUUGGUAAUCCUCAGAACUGCUACCUACCUAGAGGAGUUACUCCCUCUUGGAAUUAAGGAGUGUGGGGGGUGGUUGAGUGAAAUGUGUCACAUUAUCACCAUAUCAAUAACAGUAUUGUGUGUUGAAUUUCCUACUAUGCAGUAUGUGUGUACGGAGUAUAAUCCAUCCCUGGUAGCGUUAAACACUAACCUGCUGCACAUUGCUGCUCUUCAUCACACUUGCAUCUCUUUUCUAAGAGCUAGGCCCACCUGUUCUGGCCACACCCUUUCUGUACCUUUUGUUUUGUAGAGCAAUGUGCAAAUCACUGAGACGUUACGACUCCCUGCACGUCCUCGGCAGAGAUAAUCUCACCCUGUGUAAAGUGUGUGUUAUCAGGUUUGAGCUAGGUUUGUUUACACACUCCUGCCCGUCACUGCGCAGUGAUAUGGACAUCUCCAAAGGAAAAGCUGGAGCUCUCGUGUGUUCCUGCUGGUUAAGAGUGAUAGCGAAUGGGGAUUAACUUUAGGAUCGUAUAGAAAUACGAUCCGAGAGCGUGUUCCACAGAGGGUGUGCCUUGGCAGACUGUUGCGCUGCGAAAAAGGGAAUCUCAGAUAAAGCAGCAGUCAGUCUAAAUACGAAUAAGUUUCACCUGGCAGAAAAGCUAAUUCACCGAAGGGGAAAGGACGCAGGAUGUCAAAGGCACACAUUUGAUAGUGGUUACUUUCACUUCGCCCCAACUUCUAGGUGAACUUUGGCCUGUGAAUUGACGAUCCUCAGCCUUGUGAGCCAAUAGAAACCAAGAAGGAUGAAAAUGCGACGCCACAGAGUGUUUUUGCUUUGCACCGUGGGGCUGUGUGUCAUUUCUUUCCUGCACUAUUACAAGGCCCUGCAUUAUGUAUCUCUGCUACGGGAACUUACAGCACCCUACCCAAACAUCAAGUCGUUUAUAAUGGUGACUGGAUUCUUCUGGAAAGAGAGAGCCACCCCACUGUCCAGCGCCUCUCCUGAAGAGGGACCCCUGCCAGUCCUUAGACCCUCAGAGACCAGGCCCCGGGCUCAAGAAGGAACCGGGGGCAUGCGUGCAGGAGUGGAGUUGAACAUGGCUGGAGAACCCAGAGCACCACAGCCUUGGGUGAGACCAGAGGAACCGCAACACAAGGAUCCAGACCCUGAGCAGAAGGAAGACAUGAAGAUGAUCAUGUGGCAACCCAGUAGUGCAGUACACCAGGGAAUGGACCUUGUGAGAUCGAAUGCUCCCAGUGUGGUAGUGAAGAAGCAGGAACCCCAGCGUGCAUCAACUCCAGACCCCAUCAUGCGUCUGGGUGACUUACACAAGCGCCACUUCAUCCUCCAGGAGGACAACAAACCCUAUUUUAUCCGUACCAAAGCUGGCGCUCUGUGUUUCCGGCAGGGGACAGAGAUAGUGCCCGUAAGAGAAGAUUCUGGGGCAGGCAAAGGUAAGCCGACAGUGGCUGGGGUCCUUCAUAGGAACAUCUUGCAAAUUGCAGAGGACUCUGGUGCUCGAGCAAAAUUGGUGGAAGACUCCAGUUCCACUCGAUUGAAGCCCAAACGCGGCAAGCGUCUUGUAAAGUGUGUAUGCCGUUCUGGUUGGCAUGGUCCUUACUGUGGAGUGCCUACAAUGGUGUACCACUCAAACCUGCCCACUAAAGAGAGACUGACCCCUCGUGAGAAGCCACGACGCGUCAUUAAUGCCAUUAACAUCAACCAUGAGUUUGACCUGCUCCAUGCCCGCUUCCAUGAACUGGUUGAUGCUGUUGACCUCUUCCUAAUAUGCGAGUCCAACUUCACAGCAUAUGGAGAGAGGCGCCCGCUGAGCUUCCUGCAUCUGCUGCUCAAUGGCACUUAUGACUACAUGCGUCAUAAGAUCCUUUAUGUAUUCCUGGACCACUUUCCUGAAGGUGGCCGACAGGACGGCUGGAUUGCUGACGACUACCUGCGCACUUUCCUUACGAGAAAUGGCAUGGGUCGAGUGCGGGGUGCAAGGUCUGAUGAUGUUUUCCUCAUCAAUGACGCUGACGAGAUCCCGGCCCGCGAGGGCAUUCUUUUCCUCAAGCUGUUUGACGGCUGGACUGAGCCAUUUGCCAUCCACAUGCGCAAAUCACUCUAUGGCUUUUUCUGGAAGCAGCUUGGCUCUCUUGAAGUGGUUUCAGGAUGCACAGUUGGGAUGCUGAAGGAGGUCUAUGAAAAUGACGGCAUCCGCUUGCGCCGGCGCGAGUACUACACCAUGCCUAAUUUCCGCAAAUAUGAGAAUGACACGGGACACAUCCUGGUGCAGUGGUCAGUUGGAAGCCCAUUCCACUUUGCCGGAUGGCACUGCUCCUGGUGCUUCACGCCUGAGGGCAUCUACUUCAAACUCGUAUCGGCCCAGAAUGGUGACUUCCCCCGUUGGGGUGACUAUGAGGACAAGCGGGACCUUAACUACAUUCGUGAGCUGAUCCGGACUGGAGGUUGGUUUGAUGGCUCUGUGCAGGAAUACCCUCCCACAGACCCUAAAGAGCACAUGUAUGCCCCCAAGUACAUGUUAGACAAUUAUGAGAACUUUCGCUACCUGCUGGAGAACCCUUAUGUUAAGCAGCCUGCUCUAAGUGGGGGGUAAAGAGGAAACAAGAUGGGGUUUAGUUGUAGUUCAUCUGGAUAAUAAAGGAAAAUAUGGUCCAGUGGAAGUUAUCAGGGGAAGAAGGGAACCAAACUCUGCCUACAUCCUUUUUUCCCCCCUUUCUUACUCAUUGGAUCAAGCCCCAAAGGUUAAUUACUACCAUCCAGUCCCUGGCAGAGAAGGGUCAGACCAGCUGUGGCAAUGGAUGAACAUAAGUGAUUAUUAUUAUUAUUUUGUUUGUUUCUAUUGCUGUUUGCUCAGUGGGUGUGCAGAAUCCAUCAAGAGACUGUAUCAGACAACUUCAUUAGUGAUGAAUUUAUUACACUCUGACCCUUUGUGUGUGAGAGAUAAAGAGAAACGAGUGCGUGUGUGUGUUUUUGUGAUUGGCCUUCGAGGUUCUUGGUGCACUCCUAACCAUACAGAUUUGUCUUCUAUAUUUGACUCUCUUUAAAAACCAAACUAGGCUGAUUUAUGGCCGUCAGUGGAGCGAUUUCUGUAUGAAAGAGAGAAAGAGGAAAAGAGUUCUAAAUUUGAAUCCGUUUCUGAAUCUGUGAAACAUGGGCUUUAGCUAAUGCAGCACUUUCUGUCCAGAUUCCGCUCUGAUUGCUGAAGCCGGUGUGGUGAUGUACUGUUGCGCUCUUGGAUAAUGAAAUGCAGUGCACUCGGAGGGUUCAGUUAUGGAGAAAGAAAAAUGGCUCAGAUGUUGGUGACAAUGUUGGUCAUGUAUGCAGAAUAGAAGAGGAAAGGAGUUAAAGCAGGGAGUAAAGGGUUGGUAGAAGUGGAGAAGACAGCAGGAGUACAGUAGAUCUGUCCAUUCCCCUGCCUAAAGUAAGAACCGAUGGAUGUUGGUAAUGUUCAGCACAGCAGGAGACCAUUUCAGUUUAAGAGCAGGCCACAGAGGAGAAGAGAAUAGUCCCUCCUCCCUUUUUCUACCCUUCUCUCCAGGCCUGUCUUUCUGUCAUAAGGCAGAUUUAGCAUUUUGAAAUGUUUGGCUGCGUGGACGACGGAAACCACAAUUAUCAGUUAUAUCGACAAACCCUUUACCAUUUGAGUUUGUCAUAUAAUUUUUUUGUCCUUCUAUGGAGUGUUAUGGAAAACGAAUGGUAACGUUUUUUUGUAAAAGUAUUACAAUUACACACAAUCCAUAUUUUCAUGUCCCUUCUUACAAACAGCGCAAAAAGCAGGACAGCCUGGACUGGAAAUGAGAGCAGAAGCUUUACGAGCUCCACUCUGAUUUAACGUGACGUUUAAAUGUGAUGGGAAAUGGACAUGCAUUUAAAAAGCCAGUGAUGAAUUCCUCCAUCAGGUGCUGUAGGUGAUGGGAAAAGUCAGGGGAGCCUAACGAAAGAAAAUAUGCAUGCACUUUGCAAUAUAGAAGAAAGUCUUAAUAGAAAUAUGUUCAACAGAACCUUUUUCCAUUAAAAAACAAAACUCAUGGGACAGCAGUUUUCGUAUAAAACUAACUUUAAGAUACAGAAACUUCGCAAAUUUAUCUUGAAACGUUUUUUUUUUAUUAUUAUUUACACGCACAAAGUCGAUGGAAACGCACCUAACUAGACACGCCCAAAUUAUUUCUCAUAAUAUCUUAUCUCUAGCAGCAGUGUGUUGUGUCAUUGUGGGAGUGUGAAAAGCAGGGUAGUAAACCAGCAAGGAUAGGAAGUGGGGGGAGUGAGAGAGAGUUCAGCAAAAUCCCAGCAUUCAAAUGAGGUCACAAAGUCCUCAGCAUGGGGCGUCCACAUCCCGUGUGUGUGUGUGUGAGUGUGAGUGUGUAUGAGAGAGAGGCCGAGCUCCACACUGCAGCAAAACCACUCAUGAGUGCCAAAUGAAGGGAGGAAGAAAAGAGCCGACACAUUUUCUGUAUUUUUGGGUUUGCUUUUAAGUAAAUAACCAUGGUUCCAGCCAUGUUUCCUGUUCUACACUGCAUCCUUCUUUCUCCUGCGUUCCUCUUCCUUGCCAGCUUUUGAGCUCUCCCUGGCUGCCAAAAAUAACGUCGGCUUUCUGACAGUGGGAUUUUUUUUCCCUCCCCCCCACGCUAGCUGUGUAUGUUAUGUGUAGGGUUGUGCACUCCUCCGUCUUCGCACCAGAGGAUGAUGAGUGUUUGAUGGGCAUCAUGCUCAACCGGACACGCCAAGCUCUGUCCUGCCGCAUCAGGCUGGGCUGUUUCCAUGGCAACAUACCACCCUGCCUACAAAGUGAACACCAUUCAAAACAACGUGUCUACCUUUACAUACCUGAAUGAAACUUCGAUCCGAGUGAAAGGGCUGGAUUGUUCGUUUAAUAACCUUUUCAACAGACGAAUCAAUCGUCAUGUACACUUUCAAACCCGAAUGCUUUUCUAAUUAGCAUGCGGUCUGUGCAGGUGCAUUUUGCUGAUAAAUGUGGCAGCUAGCAAAAAUUGGGCUUUUAAGGAAAGUUUGUUACAAAAUGAUUUUUUUUUUUUAAUAGCUCCACGAAUUCACAUUUUUGAAAUGGAAUGUCACGGAACGUGAAAUCUUUUGGCCUUUUAAGUAAUUAGGAGUAGGCUACUUUUUGCAGAGAACACCCAACAUAUUGAGCUACUAUAAGCUACUGUUAUGGUAACAUUGAGACUAAAUGCCGCAGCUUGCAUACGCAUACAUUUUGGAUGUAUGGAUUAUAUAUAAUGUACAUGUAAUGAGAGAUUGGGGUUUGAAGCCAGUAAUCUUUUUUUUAUAUAUAUAUAAGUCAAUGGAUCCCCCUCAGUAAAUCUGUGUUUUAUGACCAUAAUUCAAGUAUUAAAAUAUUAGGGUCAGUAGUUAAAAUGUACAAUUUAAUUUUUGGCUUUUGAUUGGUGUCAUAGAUCUUUUAUUAUUAUUAUUAUUAUUGUUGUUUUGUUUUGUUUUUUUCUUUCCCCUGAACUUUUCACUCACUGAGCAAGAAUAAGAAUUUUUCUUAAUCAGUUUGAUUCAAGGCGUUAAACCAAUUCAAUUCAAGUGACUCAAAAAAAAAAAAAAAAAAAAACUGGGUGUAAAAUAAAAAAAUAAUAAUAAUUAAAAACCUGUUUAUGAGCAGGUGUGUCCAAACUAUUGACUAUAAGAAGUCAAAUAUAAAUAAUAACUUUGAUAAUGACUGGGAUUUUGUACCACUGUAAAAAUAAAUAAAUUAAAUUAAAUUAUAAUAAUAAUUGCAGACCCUAUUUUGAAAACCAAGGCUUCUAUGUGCACAGUUUGUUUGUAAUCUGCAGUCGG
Ictalurus furcatus (blue catfish) is the source of this 6073-nucleotide messenger RNA. RefSeq names its product beta-1,4-mannosyl-glycoprotein 4-beta-N-acetylglucosaminyltransferase b (gene mgat3b). The record is from RefSeq and is a predicted model, not a curated record. Gene Ontology annotation, molecular function: beta-1,4-mannosylglycoprotein 4-beta-N-acetylglucosaminyltransferase activity. The transcript has 4 exons. Gene Ontology annotation, cellular component: membrane. NCBI's taxonomy places the organism in Eukaryota, Metazoa, Chordata, Actinopteri, Siluriformes, Ictaluridae. Gene Ontology annotation, biological process: protein N-linked glycosylation; N-acetylglucosamine metabolic process. The coding region runs from base 1056 to 2867 and encodes 603 amino acids.